This is a messenger RNA of Peromyscus californicus insignis, 4404 nucleotides long. Its product is annotated as palmitoyltransferase ZDHHC11-like. Gene Ontology annotation, cellular component: endoplasmic reticulum; Golgi apparatus. The transcript has 9 exons. Gene Ontology annotation, biological process: peptidyl-L-cysteine S-palmitoylation; protein targeting to membrane. Bases 268 to 1353 code for a protein of 361 amino acids. Gene Ontology annotation, molecular function: protein-cysteine S-palmitoyltransferase activity. The record is from RefSeq and is a predicted model, not a curated record. Lineage: Eukaryota; Metazoa; Chordata; Mammalia; Rodentia; Cricetidae.
UUGUGUCAAGGAGAGAGGUGGUACUCUAGCAUAUCUGACCCAACCAGGGGUCUAUUCACAGAUAACUGUGCCCACAGAGGUGGAAUAGACAUACCUAGCCUUGUGCCCACUAUUUGGGUGGGGCGGUGCUGCAAACCUCCCUGUCAUAUCAGGGAUCUCCUUCCAAGCCUUGUCAGCCAUACCAACCUGCCAUACAGAUAUCAGCUUUUGGUCCAGGUCCUGGUGACCCCCUAACAAUGGCAAGUGGUAUUGCAGGCCACUCAUUCUAUGCACAGGGACAGACAGCUUUGUGCCCUUUCUGUCUCUCAGAUGAACGUCUGUGGUAUGAACCGGAACCGGGUCCUCCCAGAAACCCAGGUCAACAAUGUGAAGAAGAUACUACCACGCCCUUUGUCCAGGGUGAAUGGCUGGUCACCACCCCUCCACUCCUUCCAAGCAAUAACCUGGACCACCUAUCUGGCCAUGUCCAUUGUCACCUUUGGGAUCUUCAUACCCUUUCUACAAACUAGCUGGAAAUAUGCUGCCUAUGUUGUAUCCUUUGUGCUAGUGAUGGGUGUGUUGUCCCUGUUCCACCUCAUCGUGCACUUGAUUGCAACUACCAUCGAUCCAGCUGACACCAGUGUCCGACUCAAAAAGGACUACUCAGAGCCUGUGCCGACUUUCGACCGGUCCAAACACGCACAUGUGAUCCAGAACCAGUACUGCCACCUGUGUGAGGUUACUGUGAGCAAGAAAGCCAAACAUUGCAGCUCCUGCAACAAAUGUGUCUCUGGCUUUGACCACCACUGCAAAUGGCUGAACAACUGUGUGGGCAGCAGAAACUACCGGUUCUUCUUCUGCUCUGUGGCCUCAGCUGUAGUUGCCCUGCUUGGCGUGAUGGUUAUCUUGUUGUACAUCUUCAUCCAGUACUUUGUCAACCCCAAUGAGCUUCGCACAGACCCUCGGUAUAAAGAGAUCAGCUCUGAGAACACAUGGCUGCUGUUCCUCCCACUGUGGCCUGUGCCUGUGAAGAUCCCCCUGGUCCUUUUCAUCGCGGCGGUGGUGCUGCUGCUAGCCAUUGCCAGCUUUGUGCUGCUUGGGCACCUGCUCCUCUUCCACGUCUACCUGAUUGCCAAGAACCUGAGCACAUUUGACUAUAUGGUGCAGACCCGAUUCCAGAGGAAUUCACGUUCAGCAGAAAAGAAAGAGCCACCUCUGCGGAAAAAGGGGAACCUUUCCCAGGAAAAGAGUAACAACUUGAGCUGGUCUCAGGCCCCACCGAGAGUGGAGCCCCAGAAGUUCCUGCUGUCUACUCUUUCACAGCAGUCAAGCAUGUGUUUUAAGGCUCCAGCUCCAAAAGCAACUCCACAGUAAAGGGCUAGUGACAAGUAUGAGCCUCUCUCAGGAUGGCAGUAUCAGGCUGUCAGCCCAAGAUCAUGAGGAGACACCUCUACUCUGUGGCACAUGAUGCUGCUGAGCCGUGCUCUUCAGUGGAGUAUAUGUAUUACGUGUAUUUUGGACUUAAGAUAUCUUCAAUUUAUGAUGAGUUCCUCAGAAUGCAAACCCCAUUGUCAUUCAAGAAUCAUCUAUAUAGAAGAAUGUUAGCAAUGAUAGAAGCUAGGUGUUAAGUACAUAUGAAUUUUCACUUUCAAAUUUUCUAGAUGUUUGAAAAUUUUCACAAUAAAAUGUUGAGAUAUGAAUUGGUAAAAAUAAACAUGGCAAAAGUUCAUGUGUUAUGUGUGUUAUGUUGUGUAUAAUGUGGUCUAUAGUACAUAAUGUAUGUGUGGUUAUUUUGUGUGAUAUGUGGUGUGUGAUACCUAUACUAUCGCUGUAUCUGUAUGGUAUAUGGAGAGUUGUGUGUGUGGUGUUUGAGGUGUCUGUGAUGUGUGUGUGUGGUGUGUCUGGAGUCUGAUAAGUGAUGUCUGCUGUAUGAUGUCUUUGUGGUAUGUGGUGCAUCUAUGUGGUGUGUGAUAUGAUGUGUCCUGUGGAGUGUUAUAUGUGAUGUGUGUUAUGAUGUGUAUGCUGUUUGUGUCUGUGUGUUGUAUAAUGCAUCUGUGAGGUGUGUGAUAUGUCUAUAAUACAUCUGUAUGUGUCUGUGUGGUGCAUGAUAUCUAACAUGUGAUGUGUGUGGUGUUUCUGUGUGGUGUGUGAUGUAUAUGGUAAAUGUAUCUGUGUGCUGUUUGGUGUGUCUGUGGUGUUUGAUGAAUGUGGUAUGUCUGUGUGGUGUGUGAUGUGUAUGUGCAUGUGUGUCUGUAUGGUGUAUAGUGUGUGUGUGUUUACAAAGUCUCUGUCCUUUCCUGUGGAACAGUCCAAGAGAGCUGACUGAGUCAGACCCAUCUGCACUUGUAUCCCUCCUCUGGGGGCAGCUGCUAGUGGGUUCCUGGUGGUGGUGGCUGAAGAGGUAUGAAUUUUGAAAAAUUUGAAGGUUACUGAGGCUUCAUUUUGUGAGAAGGAAUUCACUUUGCUUCAGUCACUAAUGGCUUCUGAAAGAAUGCUUCCUAAUUUGCAGAGGGCUCCUCAGCUGCCUGGAGUGACCCUGAGGCUGCAGCAGAGUCCUCAGGGAUUCUUUUAUGGACCUUUCUUGACACAUGGUAGAAAUUCUGUUGUGGCCUGGCUGACCUACCCCAGACUCAGCCACUAAAAGUGAUGCUGGGUUAUGCCACAUCAUAGUAGGUAGCUCUGGAGCUUCCUUACUGCUUUCAUGAUUAUGAGACCCCCUGUCCCUGGUUGGUAUCAUCCUGGUGUUAUCUCAAGUGCUCCAUCUCAGGAGUGUCUGGUUUUAGUGAUGAGUUACUCAGGAACUCUAACCCACUGUGAUGCUUGGUAUGAUGUCAAAAAGCAGCAGCUCACAUCUAAAUCCACAAAUCCUCAUAGGCUCCAGGCACGCUAGAAAGGACACUGAAGGUCAUCAAUGCCGUUAAUGGGGAGUUCCACCUGCAAAAUGGGGCUUCUGGCAUGCCCCAUCAUGGAUCUGAGUUGUGUAUGAGUUUUCAUGGAUGUGAGAACAGCUUCAUGGUACAUGGUGCAGGGAACAGCACAGUGUCUUCAUGGGGUCUUCUGGGGUCACGGGGAAAAGCAUUUACAAAGGGGACAAAAGGUUACAACAAUGUGUGAUGAGUUCCUAACUAUGAACUGUACCUGAACAACAUUGCAGAGCUGAUGUCUACAAGUAUCCCCCUUCUCAUCUAGUUGGGGCCCCAAUGAAACUGUCAUUUAAGGCCACAGUUCCAACCAGUGCUGCUGAGUGUGGCAACCAAUUGCUGAUAUGUACCAGUACAAGUAGGUCUAUGUCCCUCAGCACAAUAAACUUACUGCUUCAAUGGGAUGGCUUUGCUGGGAGUCUCUCGGGCCACUGGGAGAGAUGAAAUCCACCUAGGAAGGAUACGCCUGGUAAGUUUGCUCUGCAGCAAUUCUUCUUGAACCCAGAGCAAAGAUAGUCCAAAGUGGGAUUGGAUGUGACUGACCAGAUCCUAAUACAUACAUACCCCUAGCCUGCUGGAGUCUGACACGAUCUCUCCCACUCACCAGUUGCUCUUGGGUCCAUCCAUUGUCGGGACCCCAUACCUUCCACUAAUGGAGCCUCAGCCAGAACCAGACUCUGGGAAGAUCAGUGUAGCGCUCUUCUCCAGGCACAGGUAUACCUGAGGCAGUAAUAAGGCCAGUGCUGACAGCCCUGCCUUUGAAGAGCUUAUCGGAGUCCAUCCCCAGUUUCCCUAGAGUCUCACAGAGAAAUUUUGAGGAAGCAAGGGACAGAAUGUAUGAAGUUGACUGUAGGUCACUGAGUUGACACUUGCAUCCAGAUAAGCUAGCACAGAUAUUCCUCUGCGUGUCCUGCAGCAGAUAACCCAUGCAGGUUGGAGGAGGAGCAGAUUGAAACUCAGCCUCAUCUGAGAUGUACAUUGCCUGUGUAGCCAUUAUCAGACUCUUGCUUAUCUGUUAUCAGGUAUAAUUCUGAUAAGUUAUAAAUUCUCGUUGCUGCCGUUGUGGUGGUUAGGGCUAGAUGAUGAGACCUAUCAACGUGGAAAAAGACCCAAGAGCUCACAGUUUUCACUCCACCUGCUGUGGGACAAAUUUUCAUCUGCAUUUAAAAACAUGAAUGCCCAAUACCUGACAGCAAUAUGCUAAAGUAGGCACAGUGAUGUUAAUGGAUCCAGCCUCAUAAAUCUCUAUCUAGUUCUAAAUUUUUCCAAGUUAACUGUGUCCUUUCUAAUGGGCACAAGUUGCUUUUCUCAGGCAAAGAACACAAAUUAUUAUUGUGGGUUCAAUAAGAUAUAGAAAAUUUUGUUGUCUAUAUUAGGGAACCAAAUUGCUGAUUUGAAUUUUUCACCCAGUAAAAAUUCUGGCUUAAUGAUUUGUGAAUUAAACAAAACAAAAAUUUAAGUAAUAAUACUUUAUGUAACCUCUUUCAGGAAGUGGAAAAGGAAG